AUGGAGGAGAAGCGGAUUGAUUUUGCGCAAGAAUGCAAGCAAAAGGUGAAAGGGAUUCUCAAGCUUAUAUGGAUUCUGGAAGGUUCACCUGAACCACCUUUCAAUUCAGAGGAAUAUAUGAUGCUAUACACGUAUCCAUUUCUUUCUUUCUCUUUUCACCUCUGUCUUACACUUGUUUUGCAACUUUUUGCAUUUGCCGCCAUUGAAUCAUCUAGCUUUAGCUCAUCAAUGUAUUUUGGUUCUAAGGCUUUGCGAGCUAUAAGAAAUAAGCACGAUGAGUAUAUGUUGAAGGAGCUUGCCCAAAGAUGGUCAACCCAUAAGCUCAUGGUCAGGUGGCUUUCUCUGUUCUUCUCUUAUCUCCAUCGAUGCUACAUCACGAAUUGCAAUCUCCCUGGAUUCAAUGAAGUUGGGAUAUCUUGUUUCCGGGAUGGGGUUUAUAUGAUGGUAAAAGCUGAUGCUAGGGAAGCAGUGAUCACACUUAUUAACAAAGAACGAGAGGGUGGACAGAUUGACAGAUCCCUAUUGAAAAACAUUGUAGAUAUAUUUGUUGAGGUUGGUCUCGGGAAGUUGGAUCAUUACGAGCAGGAUUUUGAGAUACAAAUGCUAGAUGAUACAGCCAAUUACUACAAAAGCAAGGGCACAAUAUGGAUUGAGGUUGACUCCUUUCAAGAAUAUCUGUCGAAGGCAAGUGUAUCAAGAAUUUCUAAGUUUGAAUAUCAUGGAGCAAAGUUCCCAUGUUAUCAUAUAUUCUUAGUACAGCAAUGUUAUUUUGAGCCUCCCAAGGGAGAAGAGAGUGUACCUAGACUUCAAAACAACUUUGUGGAAGAUCUCUCUAGAGUCUAUAGGAUUUCCCAGCAAAUACCUAAAUUCUUGAGACUUCUUGCCCUUUUAUUCAAGAAGCAUAUUACAGCUGAAGGUACGGUAUUGAUCCAACAGGAAGAAGAAGCUGCUAACAAUCAGACUGCAAGAGGGUCUAGCAUCCGUGGACAUCAGGUACUAAUCAGAAAAAUUAUCGAGGCCCAUGACAAGUAUAUGGCAUAUGUCAAUGAUUGCUUUAUGAUUGAUACUAAGUUUCACAAGGCACUGAAGGAAGCAUUUGUGAUAUUUUGCAAUAAAACUGUUGCUGGCUGUACCACUGCAGAACUAUUAGCUGCAUUUUGUGAUAAUAUCCUAAAAAGGAGAGGGAGUGAGAGGCUGAGUGAUGAAGCAAUUGAAGAAAAUCUUGACAAGGUAGUCAAGUUGCUUGUUUAUAUCAAUGAUAAGGAUCUUUUUGCAAAAUAUUGCAGGAAGAAUCUUGCCUGCAGAUUACUUUUUACCCCGGAUGCUAAUGAGGAGCAGGAGAGGAUUCUUUUAUCAAUGCUAAAGCAACAGCUUGGGGGAAAUUUCACAUUGAACAUGGAGAGAAUGGUUAAUGACAUGAUAUUGGCCAGGGAAUGUCAAAGUCAAUUUUUGAAGUAUCUUCAUAAUAAGGAAAUUCAAAAUCUUGGAAUGGACAUCACAGUUACUGUCCUUACUACAGGGUCUUGGCCAACUUACAAAACAUUUGAUCUCAAUCUCCCUUCCAUGAUGAUUAAAUGCAUGGAAGUUUUCAAGAGCUUUUAUGAUUUAAGAUACGGGAGAAAGACAAGAAGACUUAGGUGGAUUUACUCAUUGGGGACAUGCAAUGUCAAUGGCAACUUUGAACCAAAAACCAUUGAACUAAUUGUAUCCACAAGUCAGGCUGUUAUCCUGCUGCUAUUCAACAAUGCAGAUAGAUUGAGCUAUUCAGAGAUUAUGACUCGGCUGAACUUGAGCCACGAAGAUGCCGGUAGAUUACUCCACUCGCUGUCCUGUUCGAAGUAUAAGAUACUUAACAAGGAGCCCAACACAAAAUCUAUAUCUCCAAAUGACAUCUUUCAGUACAACUCUAAAUUUACUGACAAAAUGAGGAGGAUCAAGAUCCCCAUUACACAGCAUGAGGACAAAAGGAAGAUGGUUGAAGAUCUCGACAAGGAUAGGCAGUAUACCAUUGACGCUGCAAUUGUGCGCAUUAUGAAGAGCAGGAAGGUUUUGGGCUAUAAGCAACUGCUUUCGGAGUGUGUCAAGAUGUUAAGCCCCUUGUUCAAGCCUGAAAUCAAAACAAUCAAGAAACGCAUUGAACAUCUCAUUGCAACGGACUAUUUGGAAAGGGACAGAGAUAACCAAAAUAUAUUCAAAUAUGUGGCAUAAUGGAAGCAACUAAUGUGCAGUGGCCAAUGUUUAUUGUCUAGUAGUUAAAUGCAGUUAAAUGCAUGAUAGAAUGAUUGCUCCAUGCUUCUUUGUCGAUUGUUGUAGACAAUAGAGGCUAUAAAUAUUUGGAAAGGAAGAAUUACUGAAAAGAAAUUGUUAAAAUACGU
Arachis duranensis is the source of this 2375-nucleotide messenger RNA. Its product is annotated as cullin-1-like. The record is from RefSeq and is a predicted model, not a curated record. Lineage: Eukaryota; Viridiplantae; Streptophyta; Magnoliopsida; Fabales; Fabaceae. The coding region runs from base 1 to 2208 and encodes 735 amino acids. Gene Ontology annotation, biological process: protein ubiquitination; ubiquitin-dependent protein catabolic process. Gene Ontology annotation, cellular component: cullin-RING ubiquitin ligase complex. The transcript has 19 exons. Gene Ontology annotation, molecular function: ubiquitin protein ligase binding.